Messenger RNA from Pseudogymnoascus verrucosus, 2211 nucleotides. RefSeq lists its product as uncharacterized. The record is from RefSeq and is a predicted model, not a curated record. The transcript is spliced from 4 exons. The coding region runs from base 1554 to 2072 and encodes 172 amino acids. Lineage: Eukaryota; Fungi; Ascomycota; Leotiomycetes; Thelebolales; Thelebolaceae.
GCCCUUUUGCGCCUAUUAGGCCUCUUUACCCCUACAUUUCAGUCGACGCCCUUCACUGAAAACACCCUUCUGCGCACUAAAUGUGGCACUGCUAGAGGUACGAAAAGUGCUUCUAGCAUACGUCCAUGGCUCUGUCAUGCGAGCUAGCAUAGGGGAAAGUGGAGUUCUAGGAGUCAGAUGCUAGAAAAAUAAAUACCUCGUGAAAGGAUUUGUACCAGACGACGAGGCUGUCUCUGGCUGUCUCUGGCGUGACAUCCCAUACGAUGGGGGGUGUGCCGCAUAGGGCGCCUGACAACCCCUUCACACUCCACUAGUCGACCACAACAGCUCAGGAUCCGAGAAAUUGUUGGAGAGGAUGCAUAUAUCCCUAAGACACAGCCACCAGCUGGAAGCGCACACAACGCGCACAGCGCCACAGACAUGCAGCAUCCUACGGUCUGUAUGUGGCUGGUCUGGAAGCAGGGGAGAUAUCUAUAUGGAUUACCUCUCGGUGACAUCGCCAAGAGGUUUCCCCUUCAUCCUACCAUCGUUCUAUUCACUCUAGGCAGCUAGCCGGAGUUGCCGCUGCAAGUACCUGUCCGUGGCAUCUACGAGCUAUGUUCCUUUAUAUGCAGCCUCUCAUCUUUACGUAACGGGUCUUCCGGGCUCACAAGUUUGUGAAAUCCAUCAAGUCUCCACCGCCUACCGCCGGAUUGUCUAGAGCGUCUCCUAGGCGCUUGCCCGACGGGAAAUUCGGAGUGAUUCACCGAGAAAUAAUAUAUCGAGACCCGAAUAUCGUGAGAUCAGUGUUCUAUUUUAAAGAUCCCCAUCUCCACGAGUGGAUACUACCUGAUUUUCCCUCCAGGUAACGUAACAAGAAUGACGAAAGGGCAGGAUUGACAUUCCAGAACACUAUAUCCCACUUCUACCUGGUGGGGGUUUCGUCAUGGGCGGGCAGAGACACAGCCACAACCCGCGCCGGCGCCACAUCCUCGACGCCACACAUAUGAAAACGACAAUAGAUUUCAUAAAUACGUAUCACGUGAUAUACGCGCUUGUGAAUUGCCGAGAUGUUCCACACCAAGUUCCAACUUUCCCCAUGUACCGGCGCUAAGAACCUUGCAAUGCAUACUAUGCUUAGCUCACAAGCAAUGGCAGAGCAACGAAGUCGGGGAUGUCGAUCAUGGAGCCCCAGAACUACGAUCUUCACGAUUUCACUGCUUCAAUAAUGUUGAAUUGCCAAACGAUCGGCCCACAUAGCGUAUCUGCUACAGGUUUUGCCCGUUGAUCCGUCGGACCAUAUCCGUUCACUAAGGCAAUCCUUGCCCGAUAAGGGGUACAUGACGACAAAUCAUCAUCAUACUCUAUUGUAUCUUUGAUAUAUGUCAUACUAUCAUAAUGAUAAAAAUGCUAUCAACAGAUUAGUAAGAAUGAUUUAAUAUAAGGGUAGGAGUCCUCAUUUCCAGUCCUCUCUUCCAUUCGAAUUUCAAAAGUUCAAAAGUCUUGUCUACAUAUCACAACUGCUCUUCAUUUUCCACGCCUCAAAAAUCUUAAUAAGCUCCACUCACUUCAAAAUGCAAUUCCAAUACUUAGCCGUCGCCCUCCUCAGCGGCCUUGCCAUCGCUACCCCAGAUCUCCAGCAGCCAGAGAAGCGUGUUGAUAUCGUCGGAGAUGUCACCUCUGCAGCCGGCGGAGCAGUCAGCAGCGCCCUCGGCGGCAUCACCAGCGCCGUCGGCAGCAUCACCGGCGGCGGCUCCUCCGCCCAGGAGACCGGCGCCUCUUCCGGCAGCGAAGCCUCGUCCACCGCCAGCUCCGAGGCAUCCUCCUCCACCGGCAGCGAGUCGUCGUCCGCCACCGAGUCCUCCUCCACCGGCAGCGAGUCGUCGUCCGCCACUGAGUCCUCCUCUACCGGAAGCGAGUCGUCGUCCGCUACCGAGUCCUCCUCCACCGGCAGCGAGACUGGAGCCUCCUCUACUGGAGCCUCCUCUACUGGAGGAGCCGGAAGCUCGGGCACCAGCACCGGAGGCGCCAUGAGGACCGCUGCUCCUAUGGCUGGUCUCUUGGGUGCUGCUGGAUUUAUGCUUGUGUUGUAAGCGGCGCAGUUUUUCGCAGUACGAACGAGUCCAGUUGAGGAAAAGGAUCAAACUGGAAGUUAUAUAUAGCUCGGCGCCCGGUAAUAGAUUAUUGGUAUAAUAAUUAAUUAGUUUAGAGUAGAUUAAAAAUCAACGUGUG